UUUCCCAGUGGAAGCUACUACACACACAUACAGAAGCGAGCGUGGCUCGUGUGCUGCUCGAUCCCCCCUUCCAGCGCGGAGCUGAUAAAUAAAAUAUUGGCCGCUGCCUUUAUUCAGAUUCAUUAUUCGAGAAGUAUCCGGCGAGUAGGCGCCCGCUAUAAUACCGCGCUCUGCCGGUUGACACAAGUGCCCCGGCCGCGAAAGCUCGAGGACACGUUAUACUUUUUUUCUCCUCGCGCGCGCGCGACCGCAUAUACCCAAACUUACGCGAAGCUUUACGCUCAGUCGCUUCGCCCAGUGCCGCCCGUAAACGUCGUCUGCUCUCGCGUCCUUUCUGCGGUUCUUCGAAUUCAUCCGCGACUUUGGGCUCGAGAAUAAUACACAGCUAUUAGCUGUCGCGAGAGGAGCUCGCAGUUAUUCAUGUCGAGUGUGCAGCUGCAAGCUUGCAUCGCGAAUACGAAGCUUUUGCGCGGGAUUAUUAUGAUUUUAAGGAUUUUUUCGUUGUGAGAUUCGUAUAUUGUACACACGGAAAAAGUGCGCGACUGCUAUUCGACACACGCACACACACACGCACACGCACACGCACACACAGACACACACACACACACACGCAUGCACUCGAAUCGAAGAGGACGAUCAGAAGUGCGUGUUGCCGGAUAAUAUACGUUGAUUGUUUGCGACGUAACCGAUCGUUGUAACCGGCUACUCAGCUGCUACAGCUCUGCUAUACUACUGCCUCACGCAGCAAGAAAAAGGUCACGAAAGCGAAGAAGAAGGAGGAAAAAGACAGAAGAACGUGCGAAAAAAUGGUUCACCUCAGGCGCAAGGUAGGUCAUCGACACGGGGACUCCGAAUCGUACGAUUUUACAUUGUAUAAUAAUGACGCGAGCGCGCAGCGCGGGCUAUACUUCCUUUUUUAAAAUUCUAACCUAUUCCCGCGCCGAUCGCGGUAUGACCAACCUUACCUGAACCCGCGAGAGAGUUUCGCACGUGCUCCUAUCGUUGUCGUUACUUAUUUGUUGUUGGUUCAUCGCGCAGUGAAGAGAUUCGCUCCUCUCGCGCUUUACGUUUGCUGUAUAGUGAAAGUAGACAAGUAGAAGAAUAUGAAGUACUCGUGCAGAAAAAAGAGGAUAAAAUCGGGACUCACGUAAAGUAGCCUAAUGUUCUGAGUCAGGAAGAGGUACUUAGUCGGAAACGUGAAAGUCGAGAAAAAUGGCCCUCUUACGCAAUAAUGCUCGAUGACGAAUAUCAGGAAACAUCCACCUACAUCAUCUCCAUGGCAGCGAAUUUUACACUGGCGGAUUUGGUAUUUUAAUGAGCCUGAUCGCGCGCGCGCGCAUAUCGUUAUUUACACUGCAUACUCUUUAUAUAUGUAGUACACGAGCGUCGCGCUAGUCGGGGAAAAUUUUGAAACGAGAGAGAGAGAGAGAAAAAGAAGUUUCUGGAAUUGACCGAAAAAAAUUCUUUUCACUUAUCCUUGUACACGAACGUGCUUGUAUAGAUAAUAAUUCCUCUGUGCGUACUACCUUAUCUUUCAAAGUCAGCGAUGCAGAAAGAUAAAAGAAUCGCGUGUACUUAGUGGAAAAAAUAUGACACACCUCUGGGAAUAGCGAAUUUUAUUUUUUUUUAAACGAUCGAACGUAGUUUUUGGAGUUUUAUUAUCUUCGCUAUUGUGCAACAUGGAUGCUAUGUCUGUCGUACAAUCAGAAAUUUGCCAACCGUUAAGGCAAAUGUUUGACUAGUCUUCUACGUUGGUACAUGUUAAUGUACUAGCUGGUUAUUUGAUCGAGCGAAAUUUUUCUUUUAUCGCACCUGAUUAAACACUGUCGGAUCCUUGUUGAUAAAAAAUAUGAUUUAUCGUAAUCGGAAGAUCUUGUCCUUUGGUGGUCUCCUGAAUCAAUUGCAGCCAAAUGUGCGAUGGAGUUCUUCCUUGAAAAUCAGAGAUAAGGAGGCUGUACAGCCAGAAAGAACUUUCAAGUAUUCGGACAUGUCUGUUCGAUUGGCAGCACCACACCAGUUACAAAUAAAGCCAAAUGUAAGCGACCUGGCUUUUGGAAAAUACUUCACAGAUCACAUGCUGAAAGUCUUCUACUAUGAAGCUCUUGGUGGCUGGCAAAUGCCAGAAAUCACUCCGUUUGAAAAUUUGGUCCUACAUCCUGCUGCUAAAGUUCUUCAUUAUGCCAUUGAGCUGUUCGAAGGCAUGAAAGCAUACCGAGGUGUCGAUGGGAAAAUUCGAGUAUUCAGACCUGACAUGAAUAUGGAUAGGAUGAAUGCCUCAGCAGUGAGGUCUGGCUUGCCGACUUUUAAUGGAAUGGAACUGAUUAAAUGCAUAAACCGACUAAUUAGUAUAGAUCAAGAAUGGGUGCCUCAUUCGGAAGCCUCCAGCUUAUACAUAAGACCUACGUUGAUAGGCAUCGAUCCUACCCUAGGAGUGGCGACUUCGGACUCGGCAAUGCUUUACGUCAUUCUCAGCCCAGUCGGCUCUUACUUCAAGAGUAAAGAAUCACUCAGGGGAGUAUCUCUUCUCGCUGAUCCGCGAUACACGAGGGCCUGGCCCGGUGGCUGCGGUGACCGUAAGAUGGGAAGUAAUUACGCACCUACUAUUCACGUACAAAAAGAAGCGACAGAAAAGGGCCUGCAACAGGUACUUUGGCUUUACGGUGAUGACCACCAAUUGACUGAAGCUGGUACAAUGAACAUUUUUCUGUUCUGUAUUAACGAUCAAGGAGAAAAAGAAUUGAUCACACCCCCACUCAGUGGACUGAUUCUACCAGGAAUUACAAGAAACUCGAUUUUAGCAAUGACAAAAGAAUGGAAUCAAUUCAAAGUAACCGAGAGGACGAUCACAAUGACAGAAGUUCGUCAUCUACUAUCAGAAAAUAGAUGCCUGGAGCUCUUUGGUGCUGGUACUGCUUGUAUUGUGAGUCCAGUCUCAUACAUUGAGUACAUGGGUCAGGGCUUGCACAUACCAACAUUGGAUCACGCUGAGCCGGUUCACAGACUUAUUCACAAACAACUGACUGAAAUUCAGUAUGGCUACGUUGAUCACCCAUGGGCUAUGCCCAUCGAGUAAUUGAAGGCAAUCACUCUCAAGCAUUUUUCUGACUUAGGCUCGUUAAUCAGAAAUCAGUUUUUAAUUGGCAACAAGCUAAUUAAAUCGUCUGUAAAAUUCUGUUUCUCGAGUUUUGAACUGAGGUUCCUAUGAGUGUCAUUUUUUUAUUUAUUUAAAUAUUAGUGUAACAUUAAUUUGGAAAAGAUCAGCGAAAGCGAUACCAAAUUUAGCGAUAAUAAUAUUUAGAAAAUCGUCGCCUCUUUCCCUUAGUUUGGAGAAUCUUAUCAUGUGUGUGUAUAUAGUCAUUUCAAAUCGUUGCAAUUGUACAUAUAAGUAAAUUUAAUGCAUCUCGAUCUAAAAUAAUACAAAAGAUUUAUAUUUAUAAGAUAAGCAAACCACCUUUGGUUCUUCAUAUACAGACUGUUGUGAAUGCAACUGUCAACACUCACUGUGAUUUUAGAUUCACUACUCUUUUAUAAUAAUAUAGCUUUUUAACUAUAAAACAGUACUGCAGCUUUUAGGAGUCUAAUAUUAUUAAUAUGUAAUAGUACAGUCUUGUAAAAAAUGUAAAGAAAAAGAUAGAUUUGAAGAGUUCUUUAAUUAUGUAAAGAUAGUUGAUGGAAACCAAAAGGAAAUCAAGCGAUGUUGAUCUUGUUUGUAACUUUGUACAAAUUUAAAAAAAAAACUCGAUAUCAAACGUUUUUUAACAUUUUUAGAAGUAGUAUAUAUGUUAUUGGAUAUGAAGCAAAAACACAAUGUAUAGUUUGCUGAAUAAAUUAUUUUGUUUCA
Nasonia vitripennis (jewel wasp) is the source of this 3841-nucleotide messenger RNA. RefSeq names its product branched-chain-amino-acid aminotransferase, cytosolic (gene Bcat). Gene Ontology annotation, molecular function: branched-chain-amino-acid:2-oxoglutarate transaminase activity. Gene Ontology annotation, biological process: L-valine biosynthetic process; L-leucine biosynthetic process. The record is from RefSeq and is a predicted model, not a curated record. NCBI's taxonomy places the organism in Eukaryota, Metazoa, Arthropoda, Insecta, Hymenoptera, Pteromalidae. Bases 1850 to 3073 code for a protein of 407 amino acids. Gene Ontology annotation, cellular component: mitochondrion. The transcript has 7 exons.